This is a messenger RNA of Suncus etruscus (white-toothed pygmy shrew), 1518 nucleotides long. It is a transcript of the gene DMRTA1, whose product is annotated as DMRT like family A1. The coding region runs from base 1 to 1518 and encodes 505 amino acids. Gene Ontology annotation, cellular component: nucleus. Gene Ontology annotation, biological process: sex differentiation; regulation of transcription by RNA polymerase II. NCBI's taxonomy places the organism in Eukaryota, Metazoa, Chordata, Mammalia, Eulipotyphla, Soricidae. Gene Ontology annotation, molecular function: DNA-binding transcription factor activity, RNA polymerase II-specific; RNA polymerase II cis-regulatory region sequence-specific DNA binding; protein binding. The transcript has 2 exons. The record is from RefSeq and is a predicted model, not a curated record.
AUGGAGCAGCCCCAGUGUGACCUCCGGGAACGCAGCGGCCUACUUCACCUGGCCCCGGCUGCUCUGAGGGUGGCGGCACCUCCACCCCUGUCGCCAGCCUUGCCGGUCACUCCCGGGAUACCCGUUCCUCCAACUUUUCUGCGUCCCCCCAGACUUUUUUUGCGGGCGGCCGGGGCCACCGCCGUGGGCACCGGCAGCGAAGGUGGCCGGGCUCCAGGGCUGGAGAGGGCCGCGGGCGCUUUGGGCUGCGGCUAUCCGCGGACCCCCAAGUGUGCCCGCUGUCGCAACCACGGCGUGGUGUCUGCGCUCAAGGGUCACAAGCGCUUCUGCCGCUGGCGGGACUGUGCGUGCGCCAAGUGCACCCUGAUUGCAGAGCGCCAGCGCGUCAUGGCCGCACAGGUGGCUCUGCGCAGGCAGCAGGCCCAGGAAGAGAGCGAGGCCCGGGGAUUGCAGAGAUUGCUCUACCCCGGAUCCUCGGGACCCGACGACGGUCGGGGUUCGGGAGAGGGCAUUAGCAACUGCAUCAGCAGCAUCAGCAGCAGGACCGACAGUCCCCACGCCGACAACGGAACACACGCGUCGGUCACUGCCCUGGGACUCAGCACCUCGAGACAAGCUAGCGGUCCGGCCACCCCAGCUCUGAAACUUUUCCAGCCAGAUUUGACGGGGGGAAAACCAGAACAAAAAGUGAGUAAAUGUGACACAUGCCAGAAUGGUCAAGAAGAAAUGGUCUCCAAAUCUCAUCAAUUCACCCUGCCUAAGUCUAAUGAUGCCAUUGAAAAACAAAGUGCCAGGUCAUCUCUUCCGGAAAGCUUGUACAAAGAGGAUACCAUCCUUUCUCCUCACUCUGGAGAACAGUCAGGAGGUGAAGAGAGUCCUUGCUCCUUAUCAUCCUCUGAUCUGGAAUCUGGAAAUGAAAGUGAGUGGGCCAAAGACAGACCUGCAACCAAAAGAGGCAGCCUUUGCACAGCGACUUCAAGAUCAAGAGACCCUCUUGAUAUUCUGACCAAGAUUUUCCCAAAUUAUAGGCGCAGUAGACUUGAAGAUAUUCUGCAGAUCUGCAAAGGUGAUGUUGUCCAAGCCAUUGAACAGGUUUUAAAUGGGAAAGAACACAAACUGGAUACUAGGGAUCUAGCAAGUUCAAGAAGAUGGGAAAAUGCACCUUUUCAGAGAGCUUCAAAUUUUAGUUUUGCUGGAAUUGGUUUUGGAACUCUAGGGAAUAAAUCAGCCUUUUCUCCUCUUCAGACCACUUCUGCAUCUCAUGGAGGUGAAUCAAGCCUCUAUGGUUUAAAUCCUAGACUAGGAAUUAGUCCAUUGCAAUUGGCAUAUUCUCCAGGAAGAAGACUAUCUAGUUUCAUGUCUCCCUACCUAACUCCUGGGUUGGUACCAGCCUUGCCUUUUCAGCCAUCACUGAAUUAUGCCUUUUCAGGGAUGAUCAGGGAUUCUUCAAACCUUCCUAGCAAAGAUACAGUAAUUGGUGGAAGACUGUAUUUUAGGCCAACUGAGGACAAUCUGUAA